AUGCUAGUAGAAAAAGAGCUAACGAAGACAGACGUCGGUGUGAGGUUAUCCUUUCCAAUGAAGUCUCUAAAAGCUUUCGAAUUUCCUCAAGGGAAAGACAAGGUGGAAUUUGAAGCCAUAGAUAGCACGGGAAAAUCAUGGAUAUUUGGUCUCUCCAGAAGGAACAGUGAGCGACACAGCCACCCGAAGCCGGUUCUUUCUUCAGGUUGGCGUGCAUAUGUUCAGGCAAAGGGUCUGAAACAGAAUGAUAGGGUCAUAAUUCAUUACGAAAAGAGAGACAAAGCUCUGAAAACGAGAUUUAAAAUUCAAGCUCAGAGAAGAUCCCCCAAAAAAUUGAAGCUAUUUGGCAAGGAGGUCGAGAUUUGGGAUGAUUUGGAGAAUUUGCAGUCAGACGUUGCCGCUUGA
Molecule: messenger RNA, 405 nt
Organism: Theobroma umbraticum
Lineage: Eukaryota; Viridiplantae; Streptophyta; Magnoliopsida; Malvales; Malvaceae
Source: RefSeq, a predicted model, not a curated record